Molecule: messenger RNA, 795 nt
Organism: Heterobasidion irregulare TC 32-1
Lineage: Eukaryota; Fungi; Basidiomycota; Agaricomycetes; Russulales; Bondarzewiaceae
Exons: 5
Coding region: 1-795 (264 amino acids)
Source: RefSeq, a predicted model, not a curated record
AUGCCAACAGCACCGAGCAUCAUUCGCCUUGUCUCUUUUGAUGCACUCCAUACCAUCAUCACCCCUCGCCUCCCGAUACAUGUCCAAUACUCAGAAAUAUUCACACCGUACCUCGGAGUGCUGGACCCGGACUCCAUUACUCGCUCAUUCAAGUUUGCUCUGAAACAAGUUUCAAUUGAGAGACCAGCGUACAGGAAGGGCGUGUCCGCAUGGUGGGAAGAGGUCAUUCGUAGGACCGCGAUAGGUGCAGGCGCGGAUGCCCAAGCUGUCUCUCAAAGCCUUGAUGAGAUCGUACCCCGGCUCAUCCAUCGCUUCAGCUCGAAAGAGGGGUACAAGCUAUUUGACGAUACGGUGGAGACGCUUGAGGCUUUGAAGGAGAUGAAUGUACGAACAGCGUUGGUGACGGGUGCCGACUCACGAAUAUUAUUAGCCUUGGAAGACCUCGGCGUUCUACAUAUGUUUUCACCCAUCAUAACCGCCGAUAAGGAAUGCUUGAACAAGCCCUCUAUGUCCAUAUUUUUGUGUGCGUGUGUACGCGGGGGUGUAAAACCUCAGGAGGCAGUACACGUCGGCGACGACAUACAUGAUGAUUAUUGGAGUUCAUGGUACGCAGGGUAUCAUCCACUGUUGCUGAGGCGGCCAGGGGCAAUUGGUGCUGGCGAACGGAAGGAGAGAGGGGAGGAUACUUCCACAAUCAGAGUUGUUUCAGGAUUGGACAAGGUUGUUAGAUGGGUCUUCCGGAGGAAUGGGCAACGGAGUGGUGAGGCACAAUGUGAUCUUGAAGGGCUUGGGUAG